This is a messenger RNA of Acipenser ruthenus (sterlet), 16905 nucleotides long. RefSeq names its product protocadherin Fat 3-like. Gene Ontology annotation, biological process: homophilic cell-cell adhesion. Lineage: Eukaryota; Metazoa; Chordata; Actinopteri; Acipenseriformes; Acipenseridae. Gene Ontology annotation, cellular component: cell-cell junction; catenin complex; plasma membrane. The coding region runs from base 374 to 14212 and encodes 4612 amino acids. The record is from RefSeq and is a predicted model, not a curated record. The transcript is spliced from 29 exons. Gene Ontology annotation, molecular function: calcium ion binding; cadherin binding.
CUUUUCACUGUGAGCUUUGCACUCCGCGGGGCCAAAUCCACAGACUUCACACACAUUUCUGCAGCACUACUUAUUUUUCUCCGUCUUUGCUGACCUCUAUUCCUUCACUUUCUCUUUGUGGUGGGGAUGGUACACUACAGUUGGAACUAAUCUUGGCAGCCACUGUACUACAACAGCACAGAGCAAGCAAGAUCUCUACUGUCUGCAAUAUGUGCUCCAUCCCAUAGGAGUUGUGUGCAGCCGUGUGCUUUUGGGACUAGCAGCAGUGAAGUGAAGAGGUCUGUGAAGUGAAGAUUGCUUACUGUAGUCAUGAGUGCUGUGUUGUGCGAGUUUUUGUGUCCCUUCUUUCCAAUAAGGGUGGAAGAAUGAUGGGAUGGCUGUAAAUAUGGGCCACUGGGCAGGCACACAGACCUCUCUUCUCUGCCUUGCUCUCCUGCUUCUCCAGCUCUUCGCUCGCUGUUGCCAAGGUCUACAGAACCCAGCAGUGCUACCUACCUUCUUCUUCACACAUUCCCUCUACAAUGCCACAGUCUAUGAGAACUCGGCUGCCAGGACCUACGCCAACAGUAAAGUUAAAAUGGGGGUCACAUUAACGCAUAAAUCAUGGGAUAUUAAAUACCGGAUAGUUUCCGGAGACGAAGAAGGUUUUUUUAAAGCAGAGGAGUUUGUAAUGGGAGACUUCUGUUUUCUCAGGGUUAGGACUAAAGGAGGAAAUGCUGCCAUUUUAAACCGAGAGAUCCAGGAUAAUUACUUGCUAACUGUAAAAGCCACUGUCCGAGGGGAAGAUUUAGAUGCCUGGGCAAAAGUCAACAUACAGGUUUUAGAUAUGAAUGACCUACGUCCUUUGUUUUCGCCAACAACUUAUUCCGUAACGAUAGCUGAGAACACCCCGCUAAGAACUAGCAUUGCACAAGUGACAGCAACAGAUGCAGAUAUUGGAUCCAACGGGGAGUUUUAUUAUUUCUUUAAAGACAAAGUUGACCUUUUUGCAGUUCAUCCUACCAGCGGGGUAAUCUCUCUGAGUGGCAGGCUAAAUUCUGAUGAGAGAAACAGAUACGACCUGGAAAUCCUAGCAGUUGACCGUGGAAUGAAACUGUAUGGAAACAAUGGCGUGAGCAGCACAGCAAAGCUUUUCAUUCACAUUGAACGCAUCAAUGAGCAUGCACCAACCUUAAGCGUGGUGACUCACACUCCGUCUCUGCUUGACAAAGAUCCCACCUACGCAGUUUUAACUGUCGAGGACAUGGAUGAAGGUGCAAAUGGCGAAAUAGAAUCGGUUUCCAUUGUAGCUGGGGAUCCUUUGGACCAGUUCCGCUUGGUUAAAAGAACUGGAAGCAAUGAAUAUAGAAUAAAGGGAUUGGAACCAGUGGAUUGGGAUCAUUUCCCUUAUGGUUACAAUUUAACCCUUCAAGCCAAGGACAAAGGUUCUCCCCAGAAAUUCUCUGCCGUCAAGGUUGUUCACGUGUAUGUCAAUAGACCUCAAGCUGUUGAAAUUAAGUUUGAAAAGGAAAUGUAUGAAGUCAGUCUCAGUGAGUUUUCACCACCUGGAGUCAAUGUGGUUGCUGUUAAACUUUCCCCCGAGCCUCAGGAUGUGGAAUAUAACCUAAAUCCUGGACCAGAUUCAGAUUAUUUUAAGAUAAACCCUCAAACCGGAUUGAUCACCACUGCCCGACAUUUAAACAUCCUUGAAAAGGAGCUCUUUGAACUUCAGGUGGUUGACCUAGAAAGUGACUUGAAAGUUAAAGUGAGCAUCACAGUGGAAGAUGAAAACAACCAUGCACCCCUGUUUCUACAACCAUCAUAUGAAGUGUUUCUGAAUGAAAGCAUAGCAGUCGGAACAAAUGUUUUGACUGUUUCAGCCACAGAUAGUGAUAGAGGGGAAAAUGGUUAUAUAACGUACAGCAUUGCCAGUAUACAAGCCUUACCUUUUACUAUUAAUCAAUUCACUGGUGUCAUAAGCUCUAACAAUGAGCUUGAUUUUGAGUCUUCAUCUGAGAGCUACAUUUUUGUUGUCAGAGCUUCUGAUUGGGGUUUGCCUUACCGGCGUGAAAGUGAAGUUAAUGUCACUGUACAUCUCGAAAAUGUCAAUGACAACAAGCCCCUUUUUGAGAAAAUAGCCUGCCAAGGUGUAAUAUCGUACAGUUUUCCACCCGGUGGACAGAUCACAACUGUUUCUGCCAUAGAUAUAGAUGAGCUCGAAUUAGUCAAGUACAAAAUUAUCUCUGGGAAUGAAAAAGGAUUUUUUGAGUUAAAUCCUGAUUCUGGAGUGCUGGUGCUGAGAAAAAGUUUGACUACUGCCAAUCCAAAAAAUGGAGUCUUUAACUUGAAAAUAGCAGCUACCGACGGCGAAAACCUUUCAGACUCAAUGUUUGUUAACAUUUCUGUUGUUCACGGGAAAGUGUCAUCAAAAAGUUUCAGUUGCAACGAAACCAGAGUUGCCCAGAAGCUAGCUGAAAAGUUGCUAAAAAAGGCUAAAGCUAACAGUAAGCCCAAAAUAGAAGAUGUAUUUAUCGAUCUGUACUCGGUCAACAGGCAGACUCCGCAGUUCGAUAAAUCUUUUCCAUCUGAGAUAUCUGUCCGUGAGGACCUCAAAGUAGGAGGCAGUGUCUUGAAGGUCAAGGCCUGGGAUGGAGAUACUGGCUUUAAUGGUCGGGUUUUGUUUACCAUCUCUGACGGGAACAAGGAUAGCUGUUUUAAUAUUGAUAUGGAAACUGGAUUAAUUAGUGUCUUGAUGCCAAUGGAUCGUGAAAAAGUAGACCGAUAUCUUCUGAAUAUUACCAUUUAUGACCUAGGCUCACCUCAGAAGUCUACAUGGAGGCUAUUGACCAUAAAUGUGGAAGAUGCUAACGACAACACCCCCCAGUUUUUACAGGAGAGCUACUCUGCCGUCAUUCUCGAAAACACAAACCUUGGCACAGCAGUUAUCCAGGUUGAAGCUACUGACAAAGAUUUAGGACCUAAUGGUGAUAUAUUAUACUCUAUAUUGACAAGCACAACUCAGCUGGCAAUUAACAGCUCAACUGGAAUUGUUUAUGUAGCUGGGCAGCUUGAUAGGGAAUUUAAAGCUCAUUUCAAUUUAAAAAUAGAGGCUCGUGAUAAAGCUGAAAGGGGAAAGCAGAGGUUCUCAGUUGUUACUCUAAAGGUAUCCUUGGAUGACGUUAAUGACUGCCCUCCAGCAUUCAUUCCAUACAGUUACAAUGCCAAGGUUCUUGAAGAUCUUCCGGUUGGCACCAUUAUAGCCUGGCUGGAGACACAAGAUCCAGACCUUGGUUUAGGUGGCCAGGUAAGAUACACUCUGGCAAAUGACUACAAUGGGAAAUUUGAGAUUGAUAAAGCCAGCGGGGUUAUUCGUCUGGCUAAGGAGCUGGAUUACGAGAAGCAGCAGUUUUAUAACCUGACAGUGCGGGCUAAAGAUAAAGGGCGUCCAGUGUCUCUACUGUCGGUGUCCUUUGUGGAGGUGGAAGUGGUGGAUGUAAACGAGAAUCUUUACCCUCCCUAUUUUUUGGAUUUUGCUGUGAAGGGAACGGUAAAGGAAAACUCACGGAUUGGCACCAGCGUUCUCCAGGUCACAGCUAGAGAUGAUGAUGUUGGAAGAGAUGGAGAGAUUCAGUAUUCUAUUCGAGAUGGUAGCGGACUUGGCAGGUUCUCUAUUGACGAAGAGACAGGAGUAAUCUAUACUGCAGACAUACUCGACCGAGAGACAAAGGAUUCUUACUGGCUCACUGUCUACGCCACGGACCACGGUGUUGUGCCAUUAUACACCACCAUUGAAAUAUACAUCGAGGUGGAGGAUGUGAAUGACAAUGCUCCGCUAACGUCUGAACCCGUUUACUAUCCCUCGGUUCUGGAGAACUCUCCAAAAGACGUGUCUGUAAUCCAGAUCCAGGCCCAGGACCCAGACGCCAGCCCUCGUGAUAAGCUCACUUACAGGAUCUCAAGUGGAAACCCUCAGAACUUCUUUGUUAUCAACUCAAAGACAGGUCUUAUCACUACAACAUCAAGGAAGUUAGAUAGAGAGCAGCAGGCGGAACAUGUUUUGGAGGUGACAGUCAUGGAUGGAGGGCCCUCUUCCCGGCAGUCGACAGUCUGGCUGAUGGUCCGUGUCCUGGAUGAAAAUGACAACAAGCCCCAGUUCCCUGAAAAGGUUUACCAGAUUAAGCUUCCCGAGCGGGACCGAAAGAAAAGAGGAGAACCCAUCUAUCGACCGUUCGCCUACGACAAGGACGAGGGGCCCAAUGCAGAGAUUUCUUACAGCAUCGUUGAGGGGAAUGACGAUGGGAAGUUCUUUAUUGACCCUAAAACCGCAAUGGUGUCUUCUCGGAAGCAGUUCACGGCUGGCAGCUACGACAUCCUAACAAUUAAAGCUGUAGACAAUGGACGGCCACAGAAAUCCUCGACGGCACGUCUGCAUAUUGAGUGGAUUAAAAAGCCCCAGCCAUCCACUCAACCUCUCAGCUUUGAUGAGCCCUUCUACAACUUCACAGUGAUGGAGAGUGACAAAGUGACCGAGAUUGUAGGUGUGGUCUCCCUGCAACACACAGCAACCCCCCUUUGGUUUGACAUUGCUGGUGGCAAACAUGCACGGGAGAUGUUCUAUAUUCUUCAGACAGCUUGUGGCCAGAAUUGUUCCACAGAAGGUGGAAACUACGACAGCAUGUUUGACAUUGAAAAAGGAGUGGGAACGAUUGUUAUUGCAAAGCCAUUGGAUGCAGAACUCAGGUCCAUGUACAACAUGACUGUGGAGGUCACAGAUGGAUCCAAUAUUGCUACCACACAGGUGUUUAUUACGGUCUUGGAUAACAACAAUAAUGGCCCAGUCUUCUCCCAGCCCAGUUAUGAUAUCACCAUUUCAGAGGACACUGCACCAGAGACGGAGGUCCUGCAGAUUAUCGCUACGGAUAGAGACGAGAAACACAAGCUGAGCUAUUCCAUCCACAGCAGCAUUGACCCUGCCAGUAUGAGAAUGUUCCGCAUUGACCCCAGUGCAGGGACCAUGUACACCACAGAGAGGCUAGACCACGAGGCUCGUGCACAGCAUGUCUUAACUAUUAUGGUGAGGGACCAGGAAUUUCCAUAUCGUAGAAACUUGGCACGAGUCCUAGUGAACGUCGAUGAUGCAAAUGACCACGCCCCCUCCUUCACCAGUGCCCUUUACGAGGGUUCUGUGUUCGAAUCUGCUGCUGUCGGUUCUGCUGUGCUGCAGGUGACCGCUUUAGACAAAGACAAAGGAGAAAACGCAGAGCUUCUUUAUUCUAUAGAAUCAGGAAACACUGGGAACACCUUCAGAAUUGAACCAGUUUUGGGAAUCAUAUCAGUCGGCAGAAAACUUGACCUCGCAUCCAUCGGCCAUUAUGUAAUAACAGUGAGAGUUACUGAUCAUGGAUCACCUGCAAUGGGUGCUACCACAAUGGUGCGAAUCUCUGUGACAAUUUCGGACAACUCCCACCCAAAAUUCCCUCAGAAGGAGUACCAGGCGGAGGUGAAUGAAAAUGUUGCCGUUGGCACUUCUGUCACAAUAAUUGCAGCUGUGAGCUUGUCAACUUUGGUUUAUGAAAUCAAGGAGGGGAACUUUGAAAAGGCUUUCAAAAUGAAUCAAUAUUCAGGAGUUAUUACAACUCGGAAACCCCUUGAUUAUGAAUAUAUUUCUUCUUAUCUACUGAUAGUCCAAGCAUCCAACAUGGCCGGGAUGGCUUCUAAUGUGACUGUCAACAUCCAGGUUGCUGAUGACAAUGAUAACCCCCCCGUCUUCCAGCAGUCACAGUAUGCAGGCAGCAUAAGUGAAGCCGCCCCCAUCAAUAGUGUUGUCUUGAGCACAAAUGACAGUCCCUUGGUAAUAAGAGCUGCUGACGCAGACAAAAAUCAAAAUGCUCUGCUUGUCUAUGAGAUCGUAGAAGAUACAGCCAAGAUGUUCUUUACGGUCGAUUCUAGCACAGGAUCAGUAAGGACGAUAGCUAAUUUGGACCAUGAAACAUUUUCAAGCUUUCAUUUUCAUGUGCACGUAAAGGACAGCGGAAAGCCGCAGCUAACAGCGGAGAGUCCUACUGAGGUUACCAUCCAGGUGCUUGACAUCAAUGACUCUCCUCCCAAGUUUUCCCAGGAUGUUUACGAAACUAUGCUCUUGCUUCCCACUUACAAAGGAGUCGAGGUUCUUAAAGUUUCAGCCACCGACCCCGAUUUAGAAGUCCCAUCUGAGCUAACCUACACACUAACCGAAGGAAAUACAGACCACUUUUUUAUUGAGCCCACGAGCGGUGUCCUUACAGUUAAGAACAACAGCUUUUCUAAAGAUCGCUAUCUGCUUAAUGUGAGGGUUUCUGAUGGGAAGUUCUACAGCACAGCCUUGGUUACUGUAGUAGUCAAGGAAGCUAUAGAAAGCGGCCUCUUUUUUACACACAGUAUGUAUUCUACUUCAAUCGUGGAGAACAGCACUAACAUAACAAAGGUGGCAGUGGUGAACGCUGUGGGCAACCGUCUGAACGAGCCGCUUAAAUACAGCAUUUUAAACGCCGGUAGCAGGUUCCAAAUAAAACCAACUUCAGGAGUAAUUCAGACAACCGGGAUUCCAUUUGACCGGGAGGAACAGGAGGUUUACGACCUGGUGGUGGAAGUAAGUCGUGAGCACGAUCACCUGAGGGUUGCAAGGGUGGUGGUCAAAGUCCAGGUGGAAGACAUCAAUGAUAACCCGCCUGUGUUUGUGGGCCUUCCUUAUUACGCUGCAGUACAGGUUGACGCUGAUCCAGGAGCUCCUAUUUACAGAGUGAGAGCAGUAGACCGCGACAAGGGGAUUAAUGGUGAGGUAGCUUAUUUUUUAAAGGAUGACCAUGAGCACUUUGAAAUCAACAGACACACUGGUGAUGUCACGUUGAAAGAAGCUUUUGAGUCUGAUUUGUCCAACACUGAGUACGUGGUCAUCGUUUUCGCAAAAGACGGUGGAAAUCCUUCACUUUCCUCUACCAUUGAACUCCCAAUCACUAUAGUAAAUAAAGCCAUGCCUGUUUUUGAUAAAACUUUCUAUGCAACAUCAGUUAAUGAAGACAUAGCGGCACACACACCCAUUCUUAGUAUUAAUGCCACCAGCCCUGAAGGCCAAAAUAUUAUAUACACAAUUGUGGAUGGUGACCCUUACAACCAGUUUAACAUUGAUUUUGACACUGGCAUAAUAAGCGUGAUUAGUUUGCUGGACUAUGAAGUCAGCUCCAGUUUUAGGCUUAUUAUCAGGGCAACAGACUCUCUUACUGGAGCAAGGGCUGAGGUGGCUGUGGAUAUAACAGUACUUGACGUGAAUGACAACCCUCCAGUUUUUGAGAAGGUGGUCUAUAAGACAUCCUUGUCGGAAACCUCCAUGAUUGGGACUCCUGUUGUGCAAGUUGUGGCUACUGACAAAGAUUCAGAAAACAAUCGCAUUGUACGUUAUCAAAUUGUUUCAGAUAUCUAUAAUAGCACUGAUUAUUUUCACAUAGACAGCAGUAGUGGGCUUAUACUGACAGCACGUAUGUUGGACCAUGAAUUGAUACAGCAGUACAACUUCAUCAUCAGAGCAACAGAUAAUGGAUUCCCACCUCUAAGCAGUGAAGUAUCAGUUACUGUUAAUGUGAACGAUAUGAACGACAACCCUCCAGUCUUUAACCAGUUACUAUAUGAGUCGCAAGUGAGUGAACUUGCCCCAAAAGGGCAUUUUGUGGCUUCCGUUCAGGCAUCCGAUGCUGAUAGCUCUGACGUUGACAAACUAGAAUAUAGCAUCUUGUCAGGGAAUGAUCGCAUGAACUUUAUAAUGGACAGCAAAACAGGAAUCAUAACCUUGUCCAAUCACCGUAAGCAAAGGAUGGAGCCUAUGUACAGCUUGAAUGUAUCUGUGUCUGAUGGCGUGUUCACCAGUACAGCCCAGCUGCAUAUCAAAGUAUUAGGGGCAAAUCUGUACAGCCCUGUGUUUUCUCAAAAUGUUUAUGUGGCAGAGGUUCGUGAAAAUGCUGCUCUAGGUUCAAAGGUUGUCCAGGUGAAGGCCACUGAUCCGGAUUUAGGAUCAUUUGGUCAAAUCACCUACUCUUUUGUGAAUGACUUUGGGAAGGAUCAGUUUUCUAUUGGUGCAACAGGGCAGAUCACUACAAUGGAAAAGCUGGACAGAGAGAAUCCAACAGAUGGAGAUAUCAUUUUAACCGUGAUGGCCCUGGAUGGCGGCGGCAGGGCGUCCUUUUGCACUGUUAGGGUGAUUCUGGUCGAUGAAAAUGAUAAUGCCCCUCAGUUCAGAGCUGCAGAGUACAGAGCGAGUGUGAAGGCGGAUGUUGGGAAUGGGUUCCUGGUUACGCAGGUGCAAGCCGUUGACCCAGACGAUGGGGCUAACUCCAGGAUAACGUAUUCCCUGUACAGCGAGGCACACGUUCCCGUGGCAGACAUUUUGGAAAUAGAUCCUGACAACGGAUGGAUGGUCACCAAAGGGAGCUUCAGCCACUUGAAAAACUCUAUACUUUCAUUUUUUGUGAAAGCGGUUGAUGGCGGCCUGCCCAUGAAACACUCUCUAAUUCCUGUUUACAUCCACGUGUUGUCUCCCGAGGCCAUUGUACCUUCUUUCACCCAGCCUCAGUAUUCCUUUACAUUCCCGGAAGACACCCCCAUAGGAGCAAUACUUGGUUCUGUCCAUCUUGGGAUGGGCCAGUCUGGAGUAUUUAACACAGUGAAUGGUGCGCUAGCUGAAAACAAUGAGGAAGGGGUGUUUGUUGUUGAACGAGACACAGGUGCCAUAAAACUAGACAAAGCCCUUGAUCACGAAACAAAUGAUGCCUUUCAUUUUAAAGUGUCUGCCACAAUGAAGCAAGGACGGAUAGAUGCUGUUAAUGUUGUGGAUGUGGAAGUAAAGGUCCUAGAUUUAAAUGACAACAAACCGAUCUUUGAAACAAAUCCUUAUGAGGCGAUUGUAAUGGAGGGAAUGCCAAUAGGAACCAAAAUAAUUCAAGUGAAAGCCUUGGACCCAGACUGGGAAGCAAACGGGCAAGUCACCUACAGCCUAGUGUCGUCUUCCGAUUCAGAGCUGGAUGAAAUCGGGGCAAGUUUUACUAUGGAUAGCAACACCGGUUGGAUCAGCACCUUGAAAGACCUUGAUCAUGAAAGAAACCCUUCUUUUGCCUUUUCUGUGUUGGCAUCAGAUCUUGGGGAGACAAUUUCUCUUUCCUCCACAACGACUGUCUUGGUGGCAGUAAAAGAUAUUAACGACAACGCUCCCAAUUUCGUGCAGGAGAUUUACAAAGGCUCAGCAAGGGAGAGUGACCCACCCGGUGAAGUGGUGGCCGUCUUAAGCAUACAAGAUGAUGAUACCUCUGAUGUCAACCGACAGGUCAGCUUUCACAUAACAGACGGGAAUCCAAAGGGAAAGUUUGCCCUUGGGCUGGUCCAGAAUGAGUGGAAAGUGUAUGUGAAGAGACCCCUAGACCGUGAAGAGCAGGACAUGUACUUUCUGAACAUCACAGCAACAGACGGGCUCUUUGUAACGAGGGCUGUGGUGGAAGUCACUGUCAUAGACACUAAUGACAAUAGCCCUGUCUGUGACCAGGUCUCAUAUAGUGCCUCGUUCCUUGAGGACAUAUCUCCAAAUAAAGUCAUUUUGAGGAUCAGUGCUGAAGAUGCAGAUAUCGGUUCCAAUGCCGAAAUCCGGUACUCACUUCAUGGAACCGGUGCUGAUGACUUUUUCUUGGAUGCAGAAACUGGUGAACUGAAGACCUUGUCCCCCAUGGAUCGAGAAGAGACCCCCGUGUAUAACCUGAUUGCCAGGGCCACAGACGGAGGGGGACGAUACUGCCAGUCUGAGAUAGUCCUGGUGGUGGGGGAUGUGAACGACAACCCUCCUGUGUUUUCAGCCAGUCAUUACACAGCGUGCGUUUAUGAGAAUACUGCCACCAAAGUCCUGUUAACUAGAUUGCAAGCCACUGAUCCAGAUGUAGGUCUAAACAGGAAAGUGGUGUAUUCUCUGGUGGACUCUGCAAGCGAACACUUCUCCAUCGACAAGUCUUCUGGGAUCAUCGUCCUUGAGAAGCCCCUCGACCGUGAGCUCAAGGCUUUGUACAACAUCACAGUGAAGGCCUCAGACCAGGGGCUGGCUGUAAGGCUCUCUUCUGUGGUCACGGUUACCAUCAAGGUUCUGGACAUUAAUGAUAAUCCUCCAGUUUUUGAGAGGCGGGAUUAUUUGGUGACCGUUCCUGAAGACGUCGCUCUGGGUACCAAAGUUCUGACGGUAUACGCUACAAGCAAAGAUAUUGGCAGCAACGCAGAAAUGUACUAUAGCAUUAGAUCUGGCAACGAACAUGGGAAAUUCUUUAUUGAUCCUCAGUCAGGAGUCAUCUCAGUUUCGAAAGAACUGGACUACGAGAUGUGUAAAGAUUAUUUCCUCACUGUGGAGGCCAGGGAUGGGGGCACUCCUCCGUUAAGUGCUGUGGUAACAGUGAAUGUUGACCUGACGGAUGUGAAUGAUAACGCACCAACGUUCAGCCAGAAUAUCUACAACGCAGUGAUCAGUGAAGACUCCUCCAUUGGGGAUUCUGUUGCCAUGCUAAUGGCUGAGGACUUGGACAGUCUAGUAAAUGGGGAGAUUGUAUUCUCUAUUGUGAGUGGAGAUCGGGAAAAUCAGUUUUUCAUUGAUCCCAUCACAGGACUAAUGAAGGUCAAUAAGCGUCUCGACAGGGAGAUGGUGUCUGGAUAUUCACUGGCAGUACGAGCUAUGGAUAGUGGUUCGCCUUCAAUGUCAUCUACAGCAAUCGUGAACAUCGACAUAUCUGAUGUGAAUGAUAAUCCUCCCGUCUUUACCCCAGUCAACUAUACAGCAGUGAUUCAGGAAAAUAAACCUGUAGGUACCAGCAUGUUACAGCUUACAGUCAGAGACAUUGACUCCUCCCACAAUGGACCCCCCUUCACGUUCACUAUCCUGUCUGGCAAUGCUGGCAAGGAAUUUAUAUUGGAGCAGACUGGAGUUCUGAGGUCUAAUAUAGUCUUCAGACAGGAAGAGGCAUCAGAGUAUGCUCUCCAUGUGCAGGCCAAAGACUCUGGCAGGCCCCAGCUUUCCUCCACCACCUCCAUCCUUAUCCGCAUAAUCGAGGAGAGCAUCCACAAGCCGAUCGCCAUUCCUCUGGAGAUAUACAUUGUGACGAUGGAGGAUGAGUUUCCAGGGGGAGUCAUCGGGAAGAUCCAUGCCACGGACCAGGACGUGUACGAUGUGCUCUCCUUCACCCACAAGUACCAGCAGAAGAGUCUGUUUAAAAUAAACAGCCAGGAUGGGAAGAUCAUUGCGCUGGGGGGGUUGGAUACGGGGAAAUACGUGCUGAACGUCACGGUGAGCGAUGGCCGCUAUGCUGUGCCUGUGGAUGUCGUGGUACACGUGGAGCAGGCGACCCCGGAGAUGCUGCAGAGCUCGGUCACCAUUCGCUUCGAGAGCAUCUCCCCAGAGGACUUCGUCGGGCUCCACCUGCGCGCAUUUAAGCGAACCCUUCGGAACUCUGUGGCCACACAGAAACAGGACACUCUUCACAUCCUCGGCAUCCAGCCGGUAGCAGGGACGAGCCAACUGGACAUGCUGCUUGCUGUGCAGACGCCAGGUGGGGGGUUCUACAAGGCUGCCUACCUCAUCCAGAAGCUGAGCACUUCCAGGAAACACCUGGAAAACAUGCUCCGCAUCUCAGCCAUCCUGGAUAAGAACUGCUCAGGCCUGGAGUGCCAAGAGAAGCUUUGUGAGCAGAUGGUCUCCCUGGACUCCCACUCACUAGUGGCCUAUAGUACAGCCAGGAUCAGCUUUGUGUCACCCCGUUUCUACAGGAACACCAAGUGCACCUGCAGUGGUGGCGUCUGCCCUGGCACUUCGGAGCCUUGUGAAGACAAGCCUUGCCCAGAAGACAUGCAGUGUGUGGGACGCAGGGCAAGUCGAGGGCCGUAUCUCUGUCAGUGCCCACCUGGCAAACUUGGAGAGUGUGCAGGCCACACAUCCUUGAGCUUCGCUGGAAACAGUUAUAUUAAAUACCGGGUUUCAGAAAGCAGCAAGGUAGACGAGCUGAAGCUUGGAUUGCGACUCCGGACGCUCCAGAGCAAGGGGAUCAUCAUGUACACGAGAGCAGACCCCUGUACCAUCCUGAAGAUUGAGGAUGGCAAGCUGUGGUUCCAGUUGGACUGUGGCAACAGCCCAGGAAUUUUGGGAAUCUCUGGAAGGGCCGUUAACGAUGGGAACUGGCACUCAGUGUUUUUGGAACUCAACCGCAAUUUUACAAGCCUGUCGUUGGAUGACAGCUAUGUGGAGCGCCGCAGGGCACCCUUCCAUUUCCAACCCCUGGGGGUCGACGGCUCCAUCUACUUUGGUGCCCAGGUGCAGCCUCCCAACGCCCGAAGCCUGAUAGACAAGAAGAGCCCUCAGGUUCUGGGUGGUUUCCAGGGCUGCCUGGACUCAGUUGUGCUGAACAACAAUGAACUGCCUCUUCAGAACAAGCGGACUCAUUAUGCGGAAGUGGUGGGCCUGACUGAGUUAAAACUUGGCUGUGUUCUCUACCCUGAUGCUUGCGAAAGGAAUCCCUGUAAGAACGGUGGAAGUUGUACAAGCCUGCCAUCUGGUGGUUUCGAGUGCAGUUGCACCUCACAGUUCACAGGGGGGCACUGUGAGACUGAAAUCACCUCUUGCUUCCCAAACCCAUGUCUUAAUGGAGGAUCCUGCAAACCAAUAGGGAAUGCCUUCUUGUGCAGCUGCAGACAGGGUUAUGCAGGAGACACGUGUAAAGAAGACAUCAAUGAAUGUGAAAAAGAGGAGUGUGAAAAUGGCGGGAAAUGUGUAAACACAUUUGGCGCUUUCUAUUGUAACUGCACUUCAGGCUACGUGGGGCAGCACUGUGGUCUAAGACCAGUGGUCGUCCCUAAUAUUCAGGCAGGACAAUCCUAUGUGGGUAAGGAGGAGCUGAUUGGAAUAGCCGUGGUCCUCUUUGUCAUCUUGGUCCUGAUUAUCCUCUUCAUAGCUUUCCGCAAGAAAGUUUUCCGAAAAGAUUACUCCCGGAAUAACAUCACCCUAGUCCAGGACCCUGCCACUGCUGCUCUGCUGAACAAAGCCAACGGGAUCCAGUUCAAAAACCUGCGGAACAGCACAGACCCCCGGAACCUCUACCAGGAGCCCGGUGGCCCUCCCCAGGUGCCGGUCCGACCCAUGGCCUACACCCCCUGCUUCCAGAGCAACUCCCGGAACAACCUGGACAAGAUUGUGGACAGCCUAGGAGUGGAGCACACCGAGAUGACCACCUUCCACCCAGAGUCCCCACGCAUUCUCACCACCAGGAGAGGGGUGGUGGUGUGCAGUGUGGCCCCCAACCUGCCCCCAGUAUCCCCCUGCCGCUCGAACUGUGACUCCAUCAGGAAAACCGCAUGGGAGACUAACACUGAAGGUAAAGUGGUGGACAUGGUUGAAGAAGUCACUUGCUUUUCAGGCAGUAAUAAAGGCAGUAAUUCUGAGGUCCAGUCACUUAGCUCCUUCCAGUCUGACUCAUGUGAUGACAAUGCUUCCAUAGUGACUGUCAUACGACUCGUCAACGAUGCAGUUGACACAAUUGAAAAUGAAGUGUCUGAAAUGGAUCAAGGGCAGAGCUACAACAGAGCUUAUCACUGGGACACUUCAGAUUGGAUGCCAAGCACUCGACUGCCUAAUAUUGAGGAGGUGCCCAAUUACGAAGCUGGAGAUGGUUCCUCAGUAAAUCUCGGUAGCACCAGGGAACUGGAGACUGACUACUACCUUGGCGGCUAUGAUAUUGACAGCGACUUCCCUCCUCCACAAGAUGAGGAAUUUCUGAGGCAAGACCAGCUCCCACCGCCCCUCCCAGAGGAAUACCAGGACCACUAUGACACCCUCCCACCACCACAACCGGUUUCUGUGGACAGCACCCUGAGCACCAACAGCUGCCAGCGGCCUCACUUCCAUCCCAGCCAGUACCUCCCGCCCCAUCAGUUCCCAGGAGAGAUGGAGGCCUUAGGGGCUCAAGGAGGGGAAGAGUUUAGCAGUUUCCCAAUAGGCUCCAGUCAGGACCUGGAGACCGAGAACCUGGACAACGUUUCCAUGCGCCUGUCCACCAAUGCUUCUUCCUCAGACCUUUCCGCCAGCUGUGGCUUAGACGACUCAGAAGCAGCCAUAAGCGACUUUGAAAGUGCGAACGAGCUCAAUUUUGACAGUAUCCACAUCCCAUUCAUGGAAACCCAACAGCAGACAGAAGUGUAAUAUCAGUAGUGAUGAUAAACCUAACAUGAAAUACUUUUAUUUGGAGGCAUUGAAAAUAUAUAAUAGCAAAAGGAGCCAGGAGCACCUGUAAACAUUUCCAUGGUACUGAGUCACUGCCUGGUGAUGUCAGCCAUAUGAUGAUCGCUUUAUAAAGCAGUGCACACAAUGAAAAAAAAACCCUUUGUUAAAAAAUGUUACUGUUUCUUAAAAAACUAAAAGAUUGUUUGCCAUUUUACAUACAUUUGCAUUAAUAUAAUGGAUCUGUUACAGAAACUGUAGACUAAGGGAUAUUAUGACAAUCAGGUUAUACUAAUAAAAUAAGUACAGUCUUAACACAUACGUGAACGUGCAUUGUCAGCUCAUGUUUAGUGACUAGUAUAGUAUGUUUUAACAUUUGUUUAGUCAGUUGCUGAAAAUGGAAAAGCAGAUCUAUGAAAAAUAAGAAAUAUGAAUAUUUAAAAUGAACCUGUAAGGCCCGGUACACACUGUCCGAUGCGAUCGUCGAAUCUCAUGGGUAUCGAUCAGCUGAUCCUGUAAAAUUGCAUACCGGGCUUAAAAAUUAUUCAUUCUGUGUCUUACAGAAUGUGUGUUGGAUAAUUAAACUGCAAGUAUAGCUCGGCACACAAUUGAAACCCUUUGAAGAUUAGCUGUAACAUGUACAUUAUUUACAGUAUUUAACCUUGUAAUUUGAGGUUACUGCGAUCCUCCUACCUCUGUACAAUUUAUGACACAAGAGCUUCAUGAACUGGUUACUCGGGCUGGCUGUGGAAAGCUUAACCCAAAUAACUGAAUUGGAAAGCAAAUGGUUUGUGCAGCUCUACAGCUCACUAGUGUACAGUCUUUUCUCACCAACACCUUUAUAAAGUAUGUGUGAUUUAAAGAAGUUUUAAACUGAUACAGUGUUUUGAAAGAGCAUAGAACCUUUUUUUUUUUUUUGGUGUUUAACCGUGUCCUACCGACGCAUUGAAAAGAAGAAUACUGAAGAAAAAAAGAAACUGCCAAAUAUUAUAAAUAGUAUCCAACCAUGCACUUAAUGAUAGUUCUGUAGCUAAAAGGCACCACUACACAUGCAGUGGAUCUGCCACCUAGACAUCAGAUCAACCCUUUCAUCUAUAGUGUGGCUAUAUGUUAACAGCCUUUUAUCCAAAAGGUCUUAGCCCAUGUUUAUAAAUAAUGUUAAAGGGUUAAAUGCAAUUCCCAUAAAGAACACAGGACCAUUUUCCGCGUUAGUGGUCUUUGGUGUAACUGAAAACAAUGCUAUAAAAAACAACUCAAACUAGAGAUUCAGUGUAAUAUGCCUAAUAAAGUAGGUCAGCAUUUGGAAUUUUAUUUUUGAAGUUCUGAUGCAUAUUUCUUUUGUGGGAUUAUGUGAUUUUGAUUUAUGUGAACUAUUUGCACUAACUGAAAAAUUCCAUUUGCAUCUCAUUUCUGUAAGCUUGGCACAUAGCUAACCCAUAUUUUAUGAACAAGCAUUUCUCUGGUAACAGGCCCUUCAUUAAAAUGGUACGUUUGUUUCACUGCUAAGUUAUUGAUAUUAGACUAAUGGCAAGCACAUGCUAUUUGUGGUGAUAGGUCUUUUCUAAUACAUACCUGCCAAUACUAUAGUGUAAUGUUGUCUCCACUUAGGUCUCUCUUUGUAUUAGUGCUGCACUAUUGAGAUGUACCUGUGCUGGCCCUGUGGGCACAAAGUGAAGAAACUAAACUAAAUGUUACAAACAUUACAUUUUUAGAUUUUUUUUUUGUCGGUCCUGAAAUGUGUCAUCAUAAUACAUAUGCUGCCAGUGAGUUAAAUAAAAACACUCUCAACAGCUGAUUAUAAAGAUUAAUAAUUGAUCAGGUUUCCUUUAUUAAUGACCUUGCAGUUACUUUCAAAACUAGUCAUAAAGAUUCAAAAUGUGUCCUUAACUGUGCCAAUGUUAUCAAAGCCAUUGAAACUGUAAUUUAAUUAAAAACAUUGCAGUCAGGUCAUGUAGCCUCUUUAUCAACUGCAUUUUAUUUCAUGAACUGAAUCCAAGUAAAUUAUUAUUUUAAAAAAGCCUGUUUUUGUUGCAUUUUAAUAAAUGUUUCUCCAACUGUAACAACAAUAAAUAAUUAGUUGCAUUUUCUUAGAAUCAUGGUCUUGUAAUAUAAUAUGCCUGAUGUUAGCAGGCCGUUUUGUAAAGGAUGUAAGAUUGUGUUCAAAAUGUUUGUAUAAAGUGUAUAUAGCUAGGUUGUCGAAGAUGCAGGUUUUUGUAGAUAUUUGAUGCCAAUUAUGCUGCCUUUUUAAUUAUAUUGAUGUUAAAUGUGAAUGUCGGCAGAAAAGAGGCAGUUUGAAAUUAAAGACAAUUUAACCAUUUUUAAAAUGUUCUUUUGAUAAAAACUAGAAAAAUCACCUUUUAUGAUUUUUCUUAAAUUUUCUUCUUAAUUAACCAUUGUUUUUCAAAUUGUCAAAAACAUUUUGACUUCUUUAACAAACCUGUUGUGGAUUUUGCACAAUGUUGUAUGCACACUGUUCUAAAUCAUUUGGCAAGUAUGGCUGUUCUCAACUUGUACUUUUCACUUCCAAGAAUUCCAAGAGUCUCUUUCCCCGAAGUUUUGGCAGUAUUAAAAUGUGUAGUUAAUUACAGCAAUUGAGUGUACAAAUUGAUUUCUUUUUUAACUGCUGUUUUGUUUUCUAAGUCAGUGUACAAAAAAUAAAGAUAACUGAUCAACAA